UAGCCAGUCAUCGCACGUCAGUCACAGCACAUCGAAUAGCAAUGGCAAUGGCAAUGGGCAUGAGAAGCCGAAGCCACCGCAGAUACGCAUCAGUACCGGUUCCGCAGAAAGCGCCAUGGAUAGCUGUCUAAUGCCCACGGUGCAGAUCAUGGUUGACAGUCCUAAGGAGCCGCCACGAGGUGACUUUAGCAUGGACAGCGGUUUUGCCAAUGCACCGACAACCCCUGCAAUUGAUGUCGAUACGCCGAUCGAUGUCAAUGUGCAGGGCGAUACAUCGCAAGUGUUCUACGAUUACAAUCCCGAGUCCAAUGUUGUGCAUACAACUGACAUGGCUGUUACCAUUGAGGAGGGAGAGCAACAAACACAUGCACCUGUUGCCGAAGUCAGUGCAUGCAUUGACGACCAGCAAAGAUGACCUUCAAUCAAUGCGGGAGAGUCAGAGAGACAUCAGGAUCAGCAAUCCAACAGCAAGAGCAACAGCAAUACGAGCACCAUUACCAGCAGCAACAGUUGCAGCAGCACCAGCAGCAGCAGCAGCACCUCAUCAGCUAGCCAGUCAACAGGAGUCGGCGGGCAGCGCCCAAGUUGACAAUCUCCAGUCUGAGAGAAGUUUCCAUUAGUAUUUGGAAGCGCACUUAUAGCCGGGGCAACGCACUUGCCCCUUUGUUAUUAUAGUCGAUUAAUUAUACAAGUAUAUACAUAUGAAACAGACCUACUUACUAGUCGCUUUAUACGAUUCUUCAAUGGAACUAUCCAGUGUUUAUAUAUAUCCAUUCAAUGCUGGCUUGGUAACAGUGCGCUGUGCGUCCAGCCAAGUCUAGUUUAGUUUAGCUUAGUUUAGUUUAGUUAAAUUUAGCUUAGCCUUAGCUUAGUUUAGUUUACAACAAAAAAAUCAAUAUAAACUCUGUGUUAACAAAACGUGCAUUAAACCGUACAGUGCGUACACGUUGUAAUACUCAAAUCAAAUCAAAACAAAAAGCAACAGCAAAUUAAUACACUAACAUUAACAUUAAUAUUAACAUUAACAUUAAUCUAACUAUAAAUAUAAAAUUGAAAAUAUGAGAUAGUAUAAAUAGGGUCUAACUAAUCGGUUGGUAUUUUUGUUUAGUCGUCAAUCAAUCAGUCAGUCAAGUAUAUGUAUAUACAACUACUCGUAUAUACAUAUAUAUAUAGGCCGAUUUCGAAGAUAUUUUGAAGGUUGUUUUUAAUUAUACAAUAAAAUGCAAUACGAUACAGAAUUACAUAGAAUUAUACAUAAAUGCAUAUUGUAACUAACAAAUUCGUGGCGUAGUCUUAGGCUCGUGUAUUCGUAAUGAUAGAGUUUCUUUUUCUUUAGCACAAUAUAUAUACUUAUCUCUACAUAUAUAUAUAUUUUGUACAUAUGCCAAAGGAAGUAUUUUAAAGUAAUGAAAAGCUAAUAAUAUACAUAAAUUUAUUCAUAGCAUUAAAUGAAAAUAAAACAUACUAUAUAACAUAUAUGUUAUGUAUAAAUUAGUUAGCAACGAUUGUAUAAAAUAUUUACGAGAGGUUUUCUGUUGAGAUAUUCAAAUUACCAUUACAACUACGACUACAGUCUAGAUUAUAUUAUCCGUACCGAUUGUUCAAGUACAAAAAAUCGAAGUAUUACCAAAUAGUAGAUUUCAAUACUGUCCUUCGUCCCCUUGUGUCCCCAUUCUCAUGCUAUUCAACACAAUCUCAAUGUAAACUCAAUCUCAAACUCAAACUAAAGCCAAAACAAGAAGUCAAGUGAUUUAACAUUCCAAAAAAGCAAUUUAACUCGAAUCAAGUGCAAUUCGCACAAUAAAUCGUUUAAUAGCUAAGAAGACCCAAUCGGGUUAUAGACUCGUAAUUAUUUGUACUACAAAAACACACUGAAGAUGUUAUCGUACUUAAUGCAGCUACAUCAUCAACGACAACUAUGUACGUAUGUACCAGAUCUUUAUUAGCCAGUUGAAUGAAGAACCACAGUCCUACCUAAGCAAUGUGCAUUGUGUACCAGUGAGAACUUUUAUUGUUAUUAUUAUUAUUAUACUUAGCAUACAUACAUAUUAAAUUAUACAUUUACUUAUGAUCUUAACACUAUAUCGAAUACUCUUACCAUAGGCAUACAUACUACCAAGUGUUUUUUAUUUAGUCUAACUAAAACGUGAAAUCAAAAUUGCAUUAAUGAUCGAUCUUCUAUACAAAGCUUCCACGAACAUACUCGUACAUACUCGUGCAUACAUUUAUAUACAUAAUUAACAAAUUAUAUACAUAUGUACUACUAUAUCUUUACAUACAUAUACACAUACUUAUACCAACUAUAUUUGUAUCUACAUAUACUUUAGGCCUUGGCCGAGUUUCAAAGAAACUGAUUUGAAAUGUUGUUUUCUAUUAUUAUUAUACAUAUUGUAUAUUCUGUGAGAAUUGAUUGUGUGUGUUUAGGUUAUACUACAUAGGUAUGGGAUGUAUGUAUAUGCAAUCAUAUUAAGUUUCCACAUCGAACACAGGAUACUGGACAAGUCAAAAAAACUGAUAACAUACGACACUCUGCAGCAAUCAGUGCAGCGCACACUUUUACACUUCUACUCGAAAACUCUUUCUAACUUAACAACAGACAAUCAGACAGCGAUUGAUAUAAAAUUGAAAUUAUGGUACCAAUUAAAUCGUUAUCUCCAAUACAAAAAAAAAAAACAAAUACAAAAUAAAA
Drosophila nasuta is the source of this 2689-nucleotide messenger RNA. Its product is annotated as sodium channel protein 60E-like. NCBI's taxonomy places the organism in Eukaryota, Metazoa, Arthropoda, Insecta, Diptera, Drosophilidae. The record is from RefSeq and is a predicted model, not a curated record. The coding region runs from base 116 to 415 and encodes 99 amino acids. The transcript has a single exon.